Molecule: messenger RNA, 3094 nt
Organism: Parathielavia appendiculata
Lineage: Eukaryota; Fungi; Ascomycota; Sordariomycetes; Sordariales; Chaetomiaceae
Product: fungal transcriptional regulatory-like protein
Exons: 6
Coding region: 1-2832 (943 amino acids)
Biological process (GO): positive regulation of transcription by RNA polymerase II
Cellular component (GO): nucleus
Molecular function (GO): zinc ion binding; DNA-binding transcription factor activity, RNA polymerase II-specific; transcription cis-regulatory region binding
Source: RefSeq, a predicted model, not a curated record
AUGGCCUCUGUCGAUUUGCCACCAAAUGAGGGACCUCCUCAAGAGCCACAGUUGUCCCCUUCGCCGUCACAGUCUCACGGCGAGGGAGAGCAGCCAUCCCAGCCGCCAAAGAAAGCGACUGUUAGGAAGAGAACCAAGACCGGAUGCCUGACGUGCCGAAGACGCCGCAUAAAGUGUGACGAAGGCAAGCCGAUCUGCAACAACUGCAUCAAGUCCAAACGGGAAUGCGAAGGGUAUAGUCAGAGACUCACGUUCAAGGAGCCUCUGGGAUCGUUCCCGUCUGGCCAUCUGUAUGGCCAUCCGGUCUAUCAUCGACACGUCCAAGAAGCUUUGGUGAACGCUCAGAUAUCUGCGGCGCAGACCAAAGCAUCGUCAUCGCAAGGGCCGCUCGCCGUGAUUGCCCCAAAGCCCCCAUCGGCAGAUUAUUACGGAGCUGGGCCUCUCCCUUUCAGUCAUGUAUACGGGGGACCUUCAGCCCCAGGCCCCGGCGGCUCCAAUUCGCCUCACCAGCUUCCAACCCCCCCCAUUGUGAGCCCUUACUCCAACGUCUUUUCCGGCCGCUUCCAGCCGCCUACCCAUGGACUGUCACCCGCGCAUCCCGACAACCUAUUUGCAGAUCCUACAGCCUCAUCGUUGGGUUUCCAGCAUGACUCCGAUGCGCCAAAUGCAGCGCCUGUUUCGACCUCACAUCGAGUGUUCGCGUCUGGACCGGAGCAGUCGCUGGUACCUCCCCAAAGUGGUGACGGAAGCCUGGCUCAGCCCGUUUUCGCUGAGGAGGAAUAUUGGCAGUCUGACGAUGAAGCAUCCAUGGCCGAGUCUGAUGACGAGGCAACGCCCGACCCUCACCUUUUCCAUCUCGACGCGAAUGACCUGGGUAUUGAGGUUGCCAAACGACUAGAACCGCAACACGAUCUUUACGGGGUCCAAAUCAGGUCGUUUGCUUGUUUGGCGGAUGCCAAUGUAGUCGACACGUACACACCGUCCUCGGCCAGCUCGCCCCUGAAUGACAGGCAAACAGCAGCUGUCUUCUGGUACUUCGUCAAUGUCACGGGCCAGAGCAUGUCCUUGUACGAGCGACACCCGUUUGAUCCGACGCCCAUGUUUCAAGGCAUCCCUGUUCCCAAGCAGCGCCAGCAUAUAUGGACAUACACGUUCCCCAUUAUGGCCUUCAACCACCCUGCUCUGAUGCAGGCGAUCCUCGCCUUGGGAAGCCUGCAGAUGGCCAAGCUCCAGGAGGCGCCCCCAACCGCGGCGAUGAAGCACUACCACCUCAGCCUGAGAAGAAUUGCGAAGAACUAUCAAAGUCCUACAAGACGGUCACAGCCAGCCACGCUGGCAGCGACGCUCUUGCUCGGAUUCUACGAGGUCUGGAAUUCGGACCACGACAAAUGGUGCAAGCAUAUGUGGGGAGCGCGCGCUGUCAUACGGGACAUCCCUUUCGGGCAGCUGACGAGAGAGGUGCUUGCCUAUCGGCAGAGGCAACGUGAGCUACAGAUGCGAGACCAUCAAUGCAAUCAACUUUGCUUUGCCUCGCACGGCGAUCUCAGCCUCGAUUUGAGCGCGGUCGAUACCGACUUGAUAUUCCAGCUCACGGGACGGAAGGUCACUUACGAUAUGGGCCAGGGCCGUGUUGUCAGCGACUCUACCCGGUCAUCGCGCCUUACAGAGCGUGAUGUCGAGCGAUACGGCCAUCUGUGCGAUUUGUAUUGGUGGUAUUGUAAGAUGGAUGUUUACCAGAGUAUCCUGGGAGGCACUCGGCUACAGAUGGAGUACCAUUACUGGACCCAGUGUGCGCCCAGAGGACCUAUUGGAAAGAUAGACGCGAUCUACGGAACCUAUGAUUAUCUUCUGCUGCUGCUCGGACGGCUAGCCGACUUUGCAUCUCGGGAUCUCGCCCGCAAGCGGAAGGCAAGAAAAGCCCAAGGCCCUCCAGGCCAAGGUCCCGGGCCCGGCCCUGGCGGACCAGGACCUGGAAUGGGCAGGGGCCAAUCACCCCCUGCCUUCCCGGGCCUGAUGCCAACCUCAGGCCACGUCACAGUGCCGCGGGGCUUCACCCCGCCGCGCGAGUCUCCCCCACGCGCGUCUCCCCCAUCCAGCGAUUCCGCCGAUGACAUGGACAUAGACGCCGCCACCGCCCAGGCGAUGCGGGAGUGGGAGGACAUAAGGCAGGCCUUUGAAGUCUUCCGGGCGCGCCUCGGCCCGGACUUCGAGCCUAUGGGCCCGGACUUUGCGCCGCCCGAGAUGACGCCCUUUGGCCCCGCCCUCAUAUACCGCACAUACAGUAUCGCGGGCGUCUGGAUGAAUUACCUUAUGGGCCUCAUUGUCUUGCAUCGGGCCCACCCCUCGAUGCCACCAAUUGCUGUGAUGGCCGCGGGUAUGGCGGCGCCGCAGACGGGCAGGUGGGCCAACGAGAUCGCCCGAAUCACGGCAGGCUUGCACGAGGACACCACCCAUGUGACAGCCAUCGGCACGCUGUUCCAAGACCUCCACCAGCGACACUGGACGAUUCGCCGGCUGCGCGACAUUGCCCGCCUCACGGGGUUUCAGUCGGCGCGGCAGAUCGCGGACGGGUGCGAGUCCGGGUGGAACAAGGCGGCCGAGCUCGGCCGCGGACCGCCGUACUACAGCCCGCCGGAGCUGGGCCCGCUGUUCCCGGAUUCGAUAUGGAACCGGCCGAGGAGGAUCGACAAGCGGAUCCAGGAGCUCGAGGCCGGCGAGAAUAGGGUCGUGCUGGCCAAGUCGGAACAGGCGCACUAUGCGCUGGGAUUGUUGAGUGUGGAGCAGGAUCUGGACAAGUUGGAUAUUGAAGACGAUGCGGAGGGAGGGAGGUGAUACCUGGGUAGUGGGUAUGAACCGCCCCAUAUUAGGAAAUGUGACUUUCAUGGACGUGUUGUACUUGUACAUUAUGUUAAAGAUUACCCGAGAUUUCUCUGGGCAGGCGCUUGUUGGCUCACUUUAGGCAGGGAGUCAAGAUGAGGGGGUCUUGCAGUAACGGAGUCAGGGCUAGAAGUACUUUACAGAGUCGUAUGUCGUCACGUCUACUGCUCCAGAUGCUUGGCACCACCACGUUACAUGAAGCCGGAAAUGUCAAGCC